Messenger RNA from Penicillium macrosclerotiorum, 2004 nucleotides. RefSeq names its product ankyrin repeat domain-containing protein. The record is from RefSeq and is a predicted model, not a curated record. The coding region runs from base 1 to 2004 and encodes 667 amino acids. Gene Ontology annotation, biological process: negative regulation of delayed rectifier potassium channel activity; neuronal action potential. NCBI's taxonomy places the organism in Eukaryota, Fungi, Ascomycota, Eurotiomycetes, Eurotiales, Aspergillaceae. Gene Ontology annotation, molecular function: transmembrane transporter binding. The transcript has a single exon. Gene Ontology annotation, cellular component: synapse; axon initial segment; membrane.
AUGGACACAUUUAAUAUACCAAAUGAGAUUCUAUUGCUCAUCGGAGAAUGUUUAGAGUACGAGAGCGACCUAAACGCAUUGUGCACUGUUAACCGCCGAUUCUUCGAGCUGUUCAACCCUAUUCUUUAUAAGCGUUUAACAGAACACGUGCACAGCGAUGUUGGCUCCACAGCUCUCGAAUGGGCGGCAGAAAACAACAAAACAGAUUGUAUGCGCAAGAUUUUUGACGCCGGUGUACCGCCAGAUAUGGCUUUUGUCGAGAGUUGCUGGGCACCGAUUAUCCUUGCAGUCCGCGCUGGACACCUGGACACAGUGAAACUUCUGAUAGAGCGUGGAGUAGAUCCAAAUCCCGUUUAUGGCUUCUAUAAAGAUGAUCUCGAUCCCUUCACUCUCCGCACAUCUUGGGAUCCUGAACAUGCGUGGAAUCCGCUCCUGGAAGCGGUUUUCCGUGGCCAAACGGCGAUAGUCGAACUUCUCGUCAGCCACGGAGUUGACCUAGAAUUCGAUAGCGAACUAUUUCAAGUCGAUCAGCCUUUGAUUCUAGCAACCAGCGGCUGUCACUUGCCUAUAAUUCGUCUUCUUCUAGAAAACGGCUGUAGCCCGUAUCUCUUCAAUCCAGCCAUGGCAAAUACGAUCGAAGAAGUCAGGCCGAAUGCGAUCAGAGCGGCCGCAUCAAGCACACUGGAGAUUUUGAAAAUAUUUCUUGAAGCCGGAGCUGAUCCUAGACUUAACGUAGGCUACGGCUCCAGCACCCUCACCUGUGCUAUCAACGGUGGCAAUCUGGCUAUUGUUAAGUUCCUUCUGGAUUGGGGCAUUGACCCCGAUGCUCCAACAGAACUUGGCCUUCAUCGUGCCUUCUUUUAUGCCUCGCAUACAAACCGUGAUAUCUCUGCGCUAUUUCUAACAAGAAUUGACACACACCGAACGAUUAACUAUGGUACUCAUAGUAACUUUCGAUUUCUCCUAGAAGGUGCAGGAGCAGGUGGGUGGGAGGACUUGAUCGAGCGGAUUUUAGAUAGGGGACGAGGCCCAGAUGGUGCUGGAGAAGGGUUCUGGAUCGAUUCCUUGCAAUCGGCAUUUGAUUAUGCGGUACAGCAUAAUCGUUUGCGAAUCGUGGAAAUGCUGUUAGAUCAUGGAGCCCGUCCAGAUGGUCUAGAUUUCUCCGAACCAUAUUCUACGACUACCGCCAUACGAAAAGGGAAUAGUGAGAUUUUGGCAUUGCUUCUAGAUCGUGGUGCCAACAUAGACUACGUCGCGUGGGAUGAACCUUACUUACAGACCGCCAUUUCCACGGGAAACGUUGAUCUGGUAAAGGUACUCCUUGAGAAGAAGUAUCAAUCAAAAUUUGCAACCAUAUCCAAUCUCUCAAAAAUGAUGAUCACAGCAGUCAAAGGUGGCGAGGCAGUGUUCAAGCUUUUGUUGGAGCAAGGAGUUUCACUUGAUCCUCAAAACAAGACCCAUCAUCAGGCAUUUAUCACUGCCGCCAAGCAGGCAAAGCUCACAGCAUUGAAAGCCUUCCUAGAUGCAGGUUUCAGUCCUGAAAUUCGCGAUACAAUAGAAGGAAAUGGUCACCAGAGCCUCCUGUGCCUCGCGUUAGUUGCGAUUGACGCCGAAGCCGCACUCUCGGCGGCAGAGCUCCUUCUAAAUUAUGGGGCUGAUAUUGAGGCUCGAGACCCUCUGACUGAUGAAACACCUCUUCUAUAUAUGGUGGGAAGAAAGGGAAGCCCCAUUAAUUAUCAGGCUCGUUUGCGAGCGACUCGAAUCUUACUUGAAAAGGGGGCUAAUCCUUUCUUCAUAAAUAACCGCGAUCAGAACCCAUUGACAAAGGCCGCGGAAAAAGGAAAUUUGGAGAUGGUGAAACUUUUGCUUGAGUUCUUCGAUACGAAAGAGAUUUCUUUGGAGAUUGUUAAGCCACUCAUUCGGAAAGGAGUAUCUUUUGAACACUGGCGGGUUGCGAAAACAAUAUGGAACUGGUAUUGCCGCCGGCUAUACCCCUCGCCUUAG